Molecule: messenger RNA, 4252 nt
Organism: Trichosurus vulpecula (common brushtail)
Lineage: Eukaryota; Metazoa; Chordata; Mammalia; Diprotodontia; Phalangeridae
Gene: MYD88
Product: MYD88 innate immune signal transduction adaptor
Exons: 5
Coding region: 98-1006 (302 amino acids)
Biological process (GO): MyD88-dependent toll-like receptor signaling pathway; Toll signaling pathway; innate immune response
Cellular component (GO): plasma membrane
Molecular function (GO): Toll-like receptor binding; TIR domain binding
Source: RefSeq, a predicted model, not a curated record
AGAAGGAAGAGGCGGCGGCGGCGGCAACAUCCGCGAGAUGGGGAAGUAGUUAGAACCCGAGCCCGAGCCAGAGCCCGAGCCCGAGCCCGCGCCCGCUAUGGCCGGCGCCAGCCCCAGCCCCAGCCGAGCUGUCACGGCCAAGGCCAUGACCGCGGUCUCCGAGACGUACGACGUGCCCCUGGUGGCACUCAACUUCAGGGUGAGGAGCCGCCUGUCCUUGUACCUCAACCCUCCCACCCAGGUGUCAGCCUACUGGCCCGCGCUGGCCGAGGAGCUGGGCUUCGAGUACUUGGAGAUCAUGAACCUGCAGGCGCAGCCCGACCCCACGGGCCGCCUCCUGGACUCCUGGCAGUCACGAGAGAGGGCCACCGUGGGCUGCCUCCUGGAGAAGCUGGCCAAACUAGAGCGCCUGGACGUGCUCGAGGACCUGCGGCCCAGCAUCGACGAGGACUGCAAGAAGUACCUGAAGAAGCAGCGGGAGGAAGAAGCGGAGAAGCCUCUGCAGGUGCCCGCUGUGGAUAGCAGCAACCCUCAAACACCUGAGCUGGCGGGCAUCACCAUUCUGGAUGACCCACGGGGACAAAUGCCAGAACUCUUUGAUGCCUUCAUCUGCUACUGUCCCAGUGACAUCCAGUUUGUUCAUGAGAUGAUCCAGCACUUGGAGCAAACCGACUGCCGGCUGAAGCUGUGUGUGUCGGAUCGGGAUGUCCUGCCUGGCACCUGUAUCUGGUCCAUCACCAGUGAGCUCAUUGAGAAGAGGUGUCGACGGAUGGUUGUUGUCAUUUCUGAUGAGUACCUGCAGAGCAAUGAAUGUGACUUCCAGACCAAAUUUGCUCUUAGCCUAUGUCCAGGGGCUCGCCAGAAGCGUCUCAUUCCUGUCAAGUACAAGGCAAUGAAGAAGGAAUUCCCCAGCAUCCUGCGCUUCAUCACAGUCUGUGACUACACCAACCCCUGCACCAAGAGCUGGUUUUGGCCACGACUCGCCAAAGCCCUCUCCCAGCCCUGAGGUGCUCUCUCUCAGAUGUGAUGUCACCUGCAGCCUCUCUCUUGGACCAAAGACUGCCUGAUUCUAUAGGGAAGGGGCAAAGCCAGGCUUCCCUCUUUAGCCAAAACGACCACCUACAGACACAGCUGACAUCUGUAUCGCAUGCUAUGUCAUGUGUACAGCCUGUGUUGGGUUUCAUACAUGUAAUACUUGAGAUCUAUCAUGGCAGUAGGUAAGCCCUAGGGAGUCACAUGAGUGUCAGAGGCAGGUUUUGAACCCAGGUCACCUUGGAUUCAAACCCUGCACUCUCCCCACUACACCAUGAUGCCCACUGGUUGAAUAGCCCUAAAGAGAACAGAAGUUCUGCAUGACUUGUUUCAAAGAACAAGUCCUGUAGAUACCUGGUGUGGAAAUAAUGGUGACUGGCUUUUUCUCUAAGUGCCUACAAACUACCCCUUUAAUAGUCUCUUAGAGAACUUUACAGGAAAUUGAGAUCAAGCUCCCCAGUCCAGAGUUGGAAGCAUCUAUCUUCUUCCCCUUUCCUGAAAAUCUCCAGGAUGGCAUCACCUCUCAUUCCCCAUGAUUCUGCCAAUUUUUUGCAAUCAUGUCCACAAAUUAUCUCAUUGUCUUCGGCUACAGCUCAUCUGGGCAGCUGGGGAGUGGCAGGGUGGGGAAGGGAGGUCACUCUCACUAGGUAGUUUCCUAUUGUAAAUAAUUCUUCCUAACUAGGUCCAAAGCUCUGCUGUUUAUAGCCUCACAAGGACUUCAAGUAUUUAUGUUUAAGUUCAGCAUCCUGGGACAGAGUUCUGAUCACCCCACCUUACUUACAUGCUAUAGGUUCAGUGUGUUGCAUUUCAGUGCCUGAAGAGCUGUGAUCCCUCAGGAACCCCUCAUGUGAAUAUUUCACUACCCUAUUAUUGCUACCAACUGUCCUGUCUCAGCACUAAGAUACUUACUUUUUCCUCUACUCCCUGGGUAAGUGGGCUCCAACUCAGGGAGUGUAUCCCUUGCUUCUAGAACAAGCCUGGAGUCCACACUGGGGCAAACCAGACUUUUCUUUGGCUACUCCAUUAAGAGCUAAGAGACAGAAUGGUAACAAGAAAUUUUUAACCAGGGCAAGUAGCAGAGAACAGGCCCAGAGCAGGAGACCCAAAAUGUUUCUGCAAAAGCUGCUGGGGAAGCCAAAGAGAGGGAAGGGUCAGCUAGACCAAUGGGUGGAGCAAGAGCCCACCUGUGACAGGGUGGCUGCUGGGGGAAAGGAAGCUUCUUUUUUAGUUACUUAUUCUUACUAGCUAAGCUCAGUUGGUUCUAUGCUGUUGAAGAACUAAAAGUGUUCUAAUUUCAUCACCACGGUAGAAAGCCCUUGUUGCCCUACCUUAGUUGUGGCUCUGGUGGAAGGUUUGUUGGGAGUGAUUGGGUUCCACAUUGAGAACAUUCUGAAAGCCGUCAGGAGGAGGCCAUGUCAUCAGCAGCACUUGCUCUGAGGCACUCUCUGUAUUUAAGCUGUUGGCUUCUGCCUCAUGAGAGCUGCCUCAUGGCUCACCAAGUCAGAAAUGGGAGUUCGGGCUCCACCCUUGCCAGGAAGCUCAAAGGCUGGCUAUACUGGUUUUUCUGAUUAAGACUCUAGAACACAAGUGGACUGCAGAUUUAAAAGAGACUAUAGAAAGUAAUGGAAAGAGCUCCAGACUAAGACUCAGGAGUGCAGUGUCCUAGCCUUGGCUUCAUAGGCAACAAGUAUUUAUUAAGUACCAAGCAUGUGCCAGGCACUGUGCUAAGCCCUGGGCAUGUGAAUACAAGCAAACAGAAAGACCAUUUCCUGUUCUCAAGGACCUUGAAUCCUAAGAGGGGAAGCCAACUCAUAAAAGGGAGCUGGAAGGAGGGAAGGAAGGGAGAAUAAUGGCCACUCACAUGGAGGAUUGGGGGUGAAAUCUAGAGAGUCAGCAACAUAGCAAGAGGUGGGUGAGACAUGGCCAUCUUGGGCCAUCCCCCAAAUGCAGGCACUCACCAAUGGAAGAAGGGAGCGUUGGUGGGAAAGGAACAUUGCAGAUGGAGAAGGACAGUUCUAGGGAAGGCAGAAACUGAGACAUGGUGGUAAAGUCCUUAUGAGUAAGAAUUGGAGCUGCCUGCAUCUUUGUCCCCAAAGUGGAGAUGCUCAAAGGAACUCAUCAAUGGGAAAAGAGGGACUGACAUGGCAGAGGGAUAUCAAAGGGUGAGAAACCUCCAGGCACUGAUGUAAGCUCCAGGAUGGAGGGCAGCUGAGUCACCAGGACUGGCCAUGUCACUUUGAACAACUUACUUUUCCUCCCUGGGCCUCAGUUUCUCCAUUUGUAAAAUGACAUAGCCUGUGUUAGCUAGUGCCUUGGGGAGACCUGUGUCUGUUUUUAGGGCUCUGUACAAAUUGGGGAACCUUCAACUUGGUUCAAGCUGUGGUCACAAAAGCAGAAGGAUAUUGGUGGGACAGAUAUACCUAAGGUUUAGCUAGCUUGGACUCUCAUCUUAAAAAAAAAAAACUACUUCUGUUUUUGUUUCCUACAUCAUAGUCAUUUCUGGAAAGAUCCACCUUUCAUUUGCUCCUCCCCCUCCCCUCCAAAAGUAAAACCCCGUUCUAAGAAAAAUGGUUAAGUAAAAGCCUCUCCCCCACCGAGCACAUCUGGUAGUGUCCACAGCAUUCUGUCCUAGUAGGUCCCACCUAUCAGAGAAGGGAGGUAUGUGUUCCCAGGUCUGGCUUCCUUAUGGAAACACUUUCUUCUCCAUUGUUGUAGUCACUUUCACCUGCUUUUAUAAAUAACAAUAGAUUCAUUAAAUGCUGGAUGCCAACCAGAAGAGAAAAAGCUAAGGCCCCAAAAGUUGAAAUAACUAAUCGUUCCUUCUGUGUAUAAAUUGUUCUGUCUACUUCUCCAAAAACUUUCUCAUUCUUUUCUCAUUGGACAGGGAGGGGGCUGCUUAACUCUGCCCUUUCUAUUCCCAGUGGCUACUAGAGCAUUCAGUAGGCACUUAAUAAGUGCUUGUUGGUUGAUCUGUAAACAGCAGCAGGAGGUUGUCAGGGAAGACACUGUCACACUUAUUUUAUAGGUGAAGUCGAGUAGAAAGUGGUAAAGAAUGUAUUAUAUACUUAAAAAAUAAAAGCUAAGCUGUACAUUAUGGCUAUUUGGGGCUCCAUGUACCAACCUCUUUGCCUGUUCUUUGUGUAUGGAAAUGCUCUUUUGAGCUGGUGUUUGUCAAAGUCAUAAUCAAUUUUUAAAAAAAAUAAUAAAUCAUUUAAAAAUA